Molecule: messenger RNA, 174 nt
Organism: Funneliformis geosporum
Lineage: Eukaryota; Fungi; Glomeromycota; Glomeromycetes; Glomerales; Glomeraceae
Source: the annotation of a GenBank genome assembly
AUGGCUAUAGCUGCAGGAGGAGCAGUUGGUGAUCCAGCCGGAGCAGCUGCCGGAAGUGCUGCUGCCAGUUCAGCCAUGGGAGGAGGCGGUGCUUUGGGAAAUUUAACCAAAGACUUAAUAUCUGGCAGAGAUGGUUUUAAAAACUUAUUGUCAUAUCAAAUACAUAGCAUUUAG